AUCGUGCAGCGGGUACUCUCCGGAUCAGUGACGGUGGACAACGAGGUGAUUUCCUCCAUCGGAAAGGGACUGCUUGUCCUUGCUGCUGUCGCCCCCGACGAUACAGAGAAAGAUGCCGAGAGCCUUGCAAACAAGGUGCUGAAGCUGAAAAUGUGGGACGACGAUGCCGGCGCAAGGUGGAGGAAGACUGUCCCGGAUAUUGACGGAGAAAUCCUCUGCGUGUCUCAAUUCACACUUUUCGCCAAGAUCGUCAAGAACAAACCGGAUUUCCGCCUCAGCGCAGGCGCCGAAGACGCCAAGAGGCUCUAUCAUUACUUCUUGCAAAAGUUGCAGGAUAACUACGCCGCCGAUAAAGUCAAGGACGGUCGCUUUCAGGCUAUGAUGGCCGUGGCUUCCGUCAACGAUGGACCGGUUACAUUUGAGCUGAACACAGAGUCGUCUCCGAAGCCUUGA
Messenger RNA from Colletotrichum orchidophilum, 453 nucleotides. RefSeq lists its product as uncharacterized. NCBI's taxonomy places the organism in Eukaryota, Fungi, Ascomycota, Sordariomycetes, Glomerellales, Glomerellaceae. The transcript has 4 exons. Gene Ontology annotation, molecular function: D-tyrosyl-tRNA(Tyr) deacylase activity. The annotation marks the transcript as partial. The record is from RefSeq and is a predicted model, not a curated record. Gene Ontology annotation, biological process: tRNA metabolic process. Gene Ontology annotation, cellular component: cytoplasm.